Lolium perenne is the source of this 2375-nucleotide messenger RNA. Its product is annotated as mitogen-activated protein kinase kinase kinase 18. The record is from RefSeq and is a predicted model, not a curated record. Gene Ontology annotation, biological process: signal transduction; protein phosphorylation. Gene Ontology annotation, molecular function: protein kinase activity; ATP binding. Lineage: Eukaryota; Viridiplantae; Streptophyta; Magnoliopsida; Poales; Poaceae.
UAGUACGUAUAAAUAUUGGGAGGGGGAUACAAACACCAGAAGGCAGGCAGAAGCAAACACAGCUCCACAUAUCCAGCUGCAAUCGCCUCUUCAAGACCGCUAGCUAGUACCGACAAGAAGCAACAAGGAGUGGAAGGUUGAGCUCCAUCAAUUGUUGCAAGGAUGGGCAUUCUUGGCGAUUGGCAGCGGGGUCCGGUGAUCGGCCGCGGAGCGUCGGCGACGGUGUCGAUCGCCACGGACCGCGUCACUGGCGACGUGUUGGCGGUGAAGUCGGUGGGGAUGGCGCUGGCGGGCGUCCUGCUGCGAGAGCAGAGCGUGCUGUCCGCCCUGAGCUCACCGUACGUGGUGUCGUGCGUGGGGUCCGGUGUGUCGGCGGCAUCGGAUGGUAGCGGCUACGAAUUGUUCCUGGAGCUGGCGCCAGGCGGGUCCCUGGCGGACGAGAUCAGGCGGUGCGGCGGGCGGUGCGAGGAGCCCCUGAUCCGGUCGCGCGUGGGCGAUGUCCUGCGCGGCCUGGCCCACGUCCACGGCUCCGGGAUCGCGCACUGCGACGUCAAGGCGCGGAACGUGCUUGUGGGCGCGGACGGGCGCGCGAAGCUCGCGGACUUCGGGUGCGCGCGGCGGACUGUGGAGGCCGAGGACCUCGGCAACAGUAAUGCGGCGGCGAUCAGCGGCACGCCGAUGUUCCUGUCGCCCGAGGCAGCGCGCGGCGAGGCGCAGGGCACGGCCGCGGACAUCUGGGCGGUCGGGUGCACGGUCAUCGAGAUGGCCACCGGCGGUGCGCCGUGGCCGGGGCUCAGCAGCCCCGCCGCGGCGCUCCACCACGUCGCCCGCUCCGAGGACGUCCCCGAGGCCCCCGCGUGGCUCUCCGGCGAGGGGAAGGACUUCCUCGCCAGGUGCCUGGUCAGAGACCCCGCCCAGAGGUGGACCGCGGAUCAGCUGCUUCAGCACCCGUUCGUCGCAUCCACGGAAACCAAUCCCACCUCCAACUCCAAAGCUGCGCCGAUCGAGCGGUGGGUUUCGCCCAAGAGCGUCCUCGACCAGGGCUUCUGGUUCUGGGAGGAGGACUCGUCGUCGACGACGGUGCCCGCCGACCGUGUCCGCGCACUGGCGUCCACCGAGUCGCCCGACUGGACCUGGAGCGGCGAGGAAUGGAUCGCCGUCUGCGGCACGACCACGACGGAGAAAAUGGACGCGGAAACGACGGAGGCCGCGGGCGGCAGCAAUGCCGACGAUGAGCACGUCCCCUCCUCAUCCCGUUCCGACGGCGCCGAGCCUGGUUGCGUCGGCGGCUCCUCCUCAAACGUGACGCACGGCGGCAGUAGGUCGGGUGACGACGGCAGUAGCUGGAGCUGUACAUCCUCGUGCGUGUGUUGUAACGGCGUGGUUGAGUUGGCGAUCCGGAGCAAUGGAUGGCAUUGGCCGUGUCCGAGCUGGCAGUUACUUUCCCGCGUGCUGUUUUCGUUGUCCGGGCCGCCGCGGGGACCUUUUCGUCACGCGCCGGGCGUGACCGGAGCCGUAAUUAGGAGGAGGUGCGUGCCGGUGGUUACAGCGUACUACUCCACCAAGAGCCGACAAUUAACCUCAGCACACUUUGGCAUUGCUGGUCAACCAAACAGAUUACUGGUCCGAUUGCAUUGCGCCGGUUUGUUUUUUCUUGUAAUAAAACAAACUCGGUCAAUCUAUUUCUAAUAAUCAUCACAAUUGAUCUAAAAGUUACAAAAAUUGUAAAUAAAUCAUUGAACCACCUAGUAAGACUACAAUCGCUAGACUCUAGCGCAAGGCGCACUGUCUUCCUCAUCAUGAGGGAGAUAGGCAAAACUUGGCAAAGUAGAGCCAAAGUAGAAUUCACUGUCUCCCUAGCUCCUUUUUCCUUUGAGAGUCGCUGGCGAGGAUCCGGGCCGAACCAGAGCUAUCUGGCGACAUGGCCGGACGAAGUUGGCAAAGGGGAGGUGCCAGUGUACAUAGUAGUUGUAGUCUAGGUUUCGUUUUGGCCUCUAUGGCUUUGUUUGGCGCUAUGCCGCGUUCUUAGGUGCUCUGGCUGCCGACGAGCUGCAGCUUGGAGAUGCUCUGUCUCUCUCUGCUCCAGGUAUUCUCAUGGUGGGAGAUGGAAAUAGAGACGGAAGUGGCACGAAGAUCUUGUCCAAUCCAAUAAAGCUCGUAUGCGGGGAUUCGAUUCGUGCUUUCUCCUCCUCCUUAUGGUCGUGGUGAUGAACAUGAGGAUAAGGAGGACCCUGGGUUUUGUCGAUUCGAAGCUCUGCGAGGUAUCUGUGUGUAGGUGGUGCUCUGCACGCCCAAAGAGUUCCCAAGCGGCGGCUGCAGUGUGUCGUUGUUAUCCAAGGCAGAUGGAGCCACUCCGAGCUCGGGUCGCGCGGCUU